Molecule: messenger RNA, 2061 nt
Organism: Phymastichus coffea
Lineage: Eukaryota; Metazoa; Arthropoda; Insecta; Hymenoptera; Eulophidae
Product: prolactin-releasing peptide receptor
Exons: 7
Coding region: 10-1218 (402 amino acids)
Biological process (GO): neuropeptide signaling pathway
Cellular component (GO): membrane
Molecular function (GO): neuropeptide receptor activity
Source: RefSeq, a predicted model, not a curated record
AGCACCGGAAUGUCACUCAUUUCCGAAAACUCGGAUCAAAUCCCAGAGGAAUAUCUGCCGAUGAUCAUUCAUUAUCUCAAGAAAUAUGAUAACACAAACGUCGACUUAUCUAAACCACAUCUGAAUCCGUACUUUGCAACCAAUUAUCCUAUUAUUGUGUUGGUUUACUCUCUACUGAUUAUCUCGAGCGUGUUGGCUAAUUUGGCAAUGAUAUUCCAUGUUGUCAAACGUCGCUUGUACAAAGAUACGACUUGUGCUUUCCUUAUCAAUAUUGCAAUAGCUAGUACGGUUCACGUCACAUUCGUACUUCCGAUCACGCUUGCCGUUAUGCUUAUGCAAAACUGGAUAUUUGGAAGAUUGAUCUGCUUUUGCCUACCUAUAUUUCAGGAUCUUCCAAUACACAUAUCAAUGUUGACGUAUUUAAUGAUAGCUGGCGAUAGAUAUAGAUACUUAAGUGAUCCCAUAAAAUCUCGCAUCCCAGCAUUUGUCUGCUCUCUGGGAGCACUGUUUUUUGCUAUUUGUAUUGUUCUUCCUUACCCGAUAUAUGCAACAUACUUGGACUUUCAGAAUUUCAGCGAGGCACAAGAUAAUCAAACUUCCAUACGCGGACUCCAGAUGUGUAUAUUCAACUUAGCAGAUGAUAUACAAGAAUAUAUGAGAGGUUUAUUUAUUGGAACUUACAUAGCUCCUCUGACGAUAACAGCCUAUUUCAACGUGAAGUCUGGACAGGAGUUACAGAAUCAAGAAAUACCUUUUCCAGUAGCAGUGUAUGAAGCUAGAACUAACCACUCAGCUAAAUAUUCUCGACAAGGCAGCAGCGUAAGCAACGAUGUAAUGUCAAGUAUCCGAGUCAAACAAGAAAAUGAAAGCAGUGGUACGAGCGGAACUGUUGCUAUUUCGAAUUUGUCAACAUCAUGUGACCUAGAAGAUUCAGAUCUCGAUAUACACAAGGAAAAACGGACACAGAAGUAUAUAGUGCUUAUGACAACAGCAUUUGCUAUAUGUCUUUGUCCGUUAAUGAUCCUCAGAUUAAUAAAACCAUCGAUUGAAGAAACAUAUGCAAAUGCUGAUCACAUCAAUAUGACUUACGUGACACUUGUAUGGGUAGCAUUUUUACCGGAAUUUAUAACCCCAUGUCUCUAUGCUUCUUGGCAAAUGAAUAUAAAAUGUACUUCAACUAGCAACAAUAAUAAACAUACGCAUGUGAUGAACAAAUGAAUGAAAAACAAAUAAAAAUCAUUCGAUUUGGAAGUACUCAGGCAAGCCAGCGAUUGUGCACAUAAACCAUUAUGCACGGUAACAAAGAGUAAGAAUUAAUUCGGACCAUACUGUUGUGGACAAUAGCUUAUGUGUAAAAUAAUUGGGAACACAACCUGACGGCUUGCAGCUCAAAAAUCACUGGGAAACCGAUACCGAAAAAAAUUUUUUUAAUAAAUACUUCAUUAAUUUCAUACAAAGUUAUUAAGCUACCAAAAAAGAAUAUUUUCCGUAUGAAAACUAUUACAUUUUAUUAUAUGUUUUGACUUAAAUACUUUACAGUACUAUUGUUAAAUACGCAUAUUACAUUUAUCGAGACAAUUAUGUAUCAGUUGCAUUGUUUCAAUAUCAGGAAAGGCCAAAUAACAUUUAAUAUCAAGCUGAGGAUACUGUUAAGCUGGUUAAAUUUCGCUAGUGUUUUUAGCAAUGUAGUUCUUUGAAUAUUAAAUUGCAGCAUAUUAUUGGUUAGAUCUUUGUUUGAGCACCACAGUCGUAAUUAACCUCCUGUAUAACUUAAAUUAAGGUAGUGAUUUGUUCAGGCUAAAGUACGACACCUACAUAGUAUAACUAUCAGAACUUGUAACGGUUCUUUUUUUAUUUUGGACUCAUGAGCCAUUACUAGAAUAAAUAUAGUGUUGUAUUUUAAAACUCGAUAUAUUUAUUAUACUUGAAUACGAAGAACGGCAAUAAAUUAUAAUAUAAAUUACUUUCAAAUGCUUUACAUAAAUUGUGAAAUAGUAAGUUUACUGUACAAGAAAUAUAUUGUCAGACACUAUUAUUUUAUAUACAGGGUGUCUCAUUUUA